GAUCGUCGUCAAAAGCAUUUCACUUCUUCCAUCGAAUCGCUGACUCUCUGUCUCUCUCUCUCUCUCUCUCUCUCUCUGACUUCUAUCGGUUUCGACGGCUCUAUCCCAUUUUCCCUUUUGCGCUUCGCUCCGAGGUCUUCUGAGGUCGCUCGCUAUGGCGAGGGCAAUUCUGUAGAUUUUCCUGCGUCAAUCCCUUGCUUGGAUGCCGAGAAAAUCACUGGUAAUUGUGAAAGUGGUGGUGGGACACCGGUUAUUGUGAGACUUGUCUGGUGGAGCAGCAACAGAGAUCGAGGGAAUUUAUGAGCACGAGACUUCGGUAGUCGUCUGUACACAGGCUUGUCUCCAAAUUCCGUGAUCAGGGUUUCCUUCCAAUAAGAAAAGAAGGCCCUCUUUAUUGACUUCGUUCUAGCAGUUGUUGGAGUAGGAAGAGGGUGAUGGAUCCUACUCUAAGCCUGAGGCUUGUUAUUUUGCUGAUUCUUCUUGGAUUGGCUAAUGCUUCUCCUCACGAAAGGGAAUUUGGGUAUUGUGAGAAGGUAGUGAAGAAGUGGGCUUCUUCUGCACCUAGUCUAGAAGUUAAAGAAAACAAGCACACCCUGCGAGAUUUGCUGUUCUUUCUCCAUAUUCCAAGAACAGGAGGACGUACAUACUUCCACUGUUUCCUGAAAAAGUUGUAUCCUAGUGCUCUGGAAUGCCCUCGCUCUUAUGAUAAAUUGAGGUUUGACCCCAGCAAGCCAAAGUGCAGGUUGUUGGCCACUCAUGAUGACUAUAGCAUGAUGUCAAAACUUCCCAAGGAUAAAACAUCAGUGGUGACCAUACUAAGACACCCAGUAGAUCGUGUUUUCAGUACAUAUGAAUUCUCGGUGGAGGUAGCAGCUAGAUUUUUGGUGCACCCUAAUUUAACUUCUGCCACGAGAAUGGUUGGGCGCUUGCGCUCCAAGAAUAAAGGAUUUGCAGUUAGUACACUGGAUAUAUGGCCGUGGAAGUAUCUAGUUCCUUGGAUGAGAGAAGACCUAUUUGCAAGGAGAGAUGCAAGAAGGCAUAGUGGAUCCAGGGACAUCUACGGCAGUGACCCAUACAAUAUGGAGGAUGUUGUAAUGCCAUUGCAUAAGUAUAUCAACGACCCUAUUGCUCGAGAUAUAAUUCACAAUGGUGUCACAUUUCAGAUUGCAGGGUUAACUAACAAUUCCUAUUUUGCGGAAUCACAUGAAGUACGUCACUGUGUUAUGCUGCACAAAGAACUUGGUGAACUUGUCCUUGAAGUUGCAAAGAGGAGAUUGGAUGAUAUGCUGUACGUUGGUCUCACUGAGGACCAUAGGGAAUCUGCAACAAUGUUUGGAGAUGUGGUCGGUGCACAAGUAAUUUCUCAAUUGAGAGGAUCUAGCUCUGGUGUGCAGACUGUGGCAACAAAUAAUUCAGAACAGAGCUCCUUGCCAGACAGCGAGCCUGAUGAGGAACACAGUCAGAAUGCCACUUUGGACUUUGAGGUUUCUAUGAAGGAAAACAAUGAAGCAAGUAAAGGAAACAUGACAGUGGGAAAACUUAUGGAAUCUUAUGAAAGUUGCAUAUCUACUUUGAGGAAGUCCCAGUCUCUCCGCCGCAUCUCUUCCUUGAAGAGAGUCUCACCUGCAAAUUUUACAAAAGAGGAAACUUUGAAUCUGCAGUCGCGUCGUCAGGUCGGUGGAGCGGUGCUUCAGGAGAUAAAAUCACUGAAUAAUCUUGAUUUGGAGCUCUAUGAGUAUGCUAAGGAUAUUUUUGCUCAACAACAUAGACGGACCGCCCAGAAUUCUGCCGUCACAGAGAAAUUAGAGAACAUGAUAACCAGUUCAUAUGGGACUUCUCAGUGGAUUCGCGUUUUCUUAUUCUUGCCCAUCAUGUUGCUUCUCAUAUUCUUUUUUCUUUUUGUAAAUGCAAGGAGAAGAACAUCUAAAGUGAAGAUAUGAAUGUAAUUGCUUCUCGAAAAUUAUUACAUAUCGCAAGGUCUAAAGUCUCUCUAGGUGGUAGAAAGAGAUUAAUUUUGAUACGGCCACGAUAUGGUACAUGUUAUGUCUCCGGUAAAAAGAAGGGUUCUUUA
Rhodamnia argentea is the source of this 2071-nucleotide messenger RNA. Its product is annotated as protein-tyrosine sulfotransferase-like. Bases 435 to 1940 code for a protein of 501 amino acids. Lineage: Eukaryota; Viridiplantae; Streptophyta; Magnoliopsida; Myrtales; Myrtaceae. The record is from RefSeq and is a predicted model, not a curated record. Gene Ontology annotation, cellular component: membrane. The transcript has 14 exons. Gene Ontology annotation, molecular function: heparan sulfate 6-sulfotransferase activity.